This is a messenger RNA of Arachis duranensis, 1008 nucleotides long. Its product is annotated as protein LEAD-SENSITIVE 1. The record is from RefSeq and is a predicted model, not a curated record. Lineage: Eukaryota; Viridiplantae; Streptophyta; Magnoliopsida; Fabales; Fabaceae.
UCUGUUUAUGCAUAUGCUAAGUGCUGAAGGAACGCGAAGCGGUGUGGAGUGAGUGAGACUGUGAGAGUGAGAGUGAGAGUGAGUGCGAGUGAGAGAUGGGUCUGCUUACAAACAAAGUAUUGAGACAUGAAAUCAAGCCUGGCGAUCACAUCUACACUUACAGAGCUGUUUUCGCUUACUCUCAUCAUGGGAUUUUUGUUGGGGGAAGCAAGGUUGUGCAUUUCAGACCUGCGCGAAACUUGAAGUCAAUCACCGAGGCAUCUUCAGACCUGGAUGAUCAAACAUCAGACCCAUGUCCAAUCUUUCCCGAUUGCGGAUUCAGGCAGCCAAACAGUGGUGUGGUUCUUUCUUGCCUAGACUGCUUCCUUCGAAAUGGGUCCAUUUACUGUUUUGAGUAUGGUGUUUCACCAUCCGUUUUUCUUACCAAAAUACGGGGAGGCACGUGCACUACUGCAUUAUCUGAUCCACCGGAGACCGUGAUCCAUCGGGCAAUGUAUCUGCUUCAAAAUGGGUUUGGCAACUAUAAUGUGUUUCAGAACAAUUGUGAGGAUUUUGCUUUGUACUGCAGAACUGGCCUAUUGAUAGUGGAUAAGCAAGGGGUUGGAAGAAGUGGCCAAGCUUCUUCCAUUAUCGGUGCCCCGCUGGCUGCAAUGCUUUCUUCUCCACUCAAGUUGUUGAUGCCAAGUCCUGUUGGUGUGGCAACGGUAACAGGAAGACUUGGCCGUGAACUUGGGAUGGCAUUGCCCUGAUCAGAUGCAAGAGGAGGAGGAGGAGGAGGAGGAGGAGGUGGUGGAUCCUGGAGUGGAAACUUCAGACACACAGAUUACCACUGUCAGAUGAUUUGGCCAUUUAUUCAUCCGUAUCUGCCUAGGUUAUGGGACCUUCAUGUUAACCUUAGUGCUAUUGGUUUCUAGUUAUUCAACUUGUGCAUGGAGUGAUGUAACAAUAAUAUAAUAUUCAGUAUUAAUGAAGUAUAAAAUCCGAUGUUUUCCUUUUGAUUGCUCCAAA